Fusarium subglutinans is the source of this 1239-nucleotide messenger RNA. RefSeq names its product aspartic-type signal peptidase. The transcript has 5 exons. Lineage: Eukaryota; Fungi; Ascomycota; Sordariomycetes; Hypocreales; Nectriaceae. The record is from RefSeq and is a predicted model, not a curated record. The coding region runs from base 1 to 1239 and encodes 412 amino acids. Gene Ontology annotation, biological process: proteolysis. Gene Ontology annotation, molecular function: aspartic-type endopeptidase activity.
AUGGUCCAUCAGUACUGGCUAUUAGCGCUACCCAUCCUGCUGCUGGAUGCUGCACCGGGCGUUGUUGCAACCCAUGGAAGCCACGCAAGAAGAUCGAACCCAUCGGCUCCUGGACUGCAUGUUCUGCCUCUGAUUGAAGAUAGCUCCGAUGACUCUCAUUCGUGGAUUGCUGAGGUUGCGGCUGGCACUCCCGCCCAGAAGAUGAAGCUGAAUCUAGACAUAGCCAAAUCGACAACAUGGUUUAUCUCGGACAAGACUUACGCGGAAUGUGAUGGCUGCGAGAAUGGGUACUAUCAGCUCAACAAAUCCAAGACCUCAUCACCCGUUCUGGGUCAUACGGCAAUCUCUUAUGGCGAUCCAACGACAUAUCCGCCAAGCAACCAAACAUUUGAUCUGGACUAUCACAAGGACACUGUCCAAAUUGCCGGUGUUAGCAUUCCCAAGCAAGUAUUUGGUCUUUUCAAUCCUUACAAGGAUGAGUUCUCCGGAAUUGGUGGUCUUGCGCUUGGUCCCAACGUAGAACAUGGAUAUGCGCCGGGGAAAAUCUAUAGCUCUUUCUUGGACAACCUCGUUGCAAACAAAAAGAUUGCCAGCCGUACUUACAGUGUUGACAUGCGCGAGCACGGUUCUAAGCCAGCUUCAAUUAUUCUUGGUGGUAUUGACACGGGUAAGUUCAAGGGCGAGCUUGUAAAGAGGCCGUUGGUAAAGGAUGAGCUCGGCACAUUUGGACCCUCAAUCGUUCUCACAGGCCUCAGCCAGACUGUCCCCAAUGGAAAGAACGAGGCCGGUGAAGUGACCAGCUACGAAGUCCAUAAGAACGACUCGGUGUUCCUCCUUGACAGCGCCAACCAGUACCUCCGAUUCCGCCACUCCUUCGUCGAUCCUCUCUACAAGACCCUCGGCGCAGUCAACAACGGACAAGACGCAUACUUCGUGCCUUGCGAGAAGCGCAAUAUGCCUGGUAGCUGGGAUUUCCAAUUCGGCGACGUCACGAUCAAGAUUCCUUACAGCAAGAUCAUCACCAACCAGUCCGGUGACAAGGGAAAGACUUGCUGGGUCGGUGUUUUGACCACCUGGAAGGGACAACUUGUCCUGGGACAGCCUUUCUUGGAAGCUGCCUAUCUAGCCUUCGAUCUCGACAACAAGCAGGUUGCACUCGCGCCCCCAGCAAACUGCGGUGAAAAACUGGUUGCGUUUGGAUCCGGACCUGAUGCUAUCCCCGAUCUCAAAGGCUGUUAA